Molecule: messenger RNA, 2574 nt
Organism: Punica granatum (pomegranate)
Lineage: Eukaryota; Viridiplantae; Streptophyta; Magnoliopsida; Myrtales; Lythraceae
Source: RefSeq, a predicted model, not a curated record
UCAACGAACAAUAACCCCUUGAAGCCGUAAACGAAACCAACGGUCAAUUUGAAAUCGAUUAACCGCCACUCACUGGCGCGUGGUUUAUAUACAGCGACGCGCAACCGUUGCUAGUUCUUCUCCAACAGCAAGGCAAAUUAGCAACCCCAUGAAAGACGAGAGCUUCCGCCAGUAGCAACGACUGCUCAAGAGGAAGAAAUCGAAUCCCCAACACAGACAUGUACCUAUGCCCACUAAUCGCCUCCCCUCCACCGCCCAAAACUUCUCGCCGGCCCCUUCCAUUGACGACAGAUGCAUCUCUCUGCUCCAGCUCUGCGCCACCUCCCUCUCCAAGCUCAAGCAGGUUCACGCCUUCUCUCUCAGGCACGGCGCCUCCCCUGCCAGCCCCCACCUCGCGAAGCAUCUCAUCUUCCACAUUGUCUCUGUGUCUGCUCCGAUGUCCUAUGCCUGCGCGGUCUUCUCCCAGGCACACCACUACAACGUCUUCACCUGGAACACCAUGAUCAGGGGCUACGCCGAGAGUGAAAGUCCCGGCCCAGCGAUCGAGCUGCACUGCCGAAUGCGGGCAUCCAGCAUCGAACCUGACACCCACACUUACCCUUUCCUGCUCAAAGCAAUCGCCAAGCUUGCGGCAAUCAGGGAAGGCGAAGUCGUCCACUCGACUGUGGCGAAGAGUGGGUUCGACUCGCUGGUGUACGUCCAGAACAGUCUGGUCCAUAUGUAUGCGUCCUGCGGACAGGCUGAGAGCGCGCACAAAGUGUUCGGGGUUAUGGCUGAGAGAGACCUCGUGGCUUGGAACACUGUGAUUAAUGGGUUCGCCGUCAAUGGGCGGCCCAGUGAGGCUCUGACGCUCUUCAGGGACAUGGGUCCUGAGGGGGUCGAGCCGGAUGGAUUCACUGUGGUGAGCCUAUUAACUGCUUGUGCUGAGCUUGGGGCUCUGGCUCUUGGCAGGAGGCUACAUGUUUACAUGAUCAAGGCCGGUCUAACUGAGAACAUGCACGCAAACAACGCCCUUUUGGACCUCUAUGCCAAGUGCGGAACCGUCCACGACGCGCAUCGGGCGUUUGAUGAGAUGGGGAAGAGGAAUGUGGUCUCUUGGACGUCUCUGAUUGUUGGGCUGGCGGUUAAUGGGUUUGGCAAGGAAGCAAUUUUGCUAUUCAAAGGACUGGAGAUGGAAGGAUUGAGCCCGACCGAGAUCACCUAUGUAGGAGUUCUUUAUGCUUGCAGUCACUGUGGGAUGGUGGAUGAGGGUUUCAACUACUUCAGGAAGAUGAAGGAGGAACAUGGGAUCGUCCCACGGAUCGAGCACUAUGGUUGUAUGGUUGAUCUGUUGGGAAGGGCGGGCUUGGUGCAAAGAGCCCUAAGGUUCAUCGAGAGCAUGCCGGUGCAGCCCAAUGCAGUGAUCUGGAGAACACUUUUGGCGGCAUGCACGCUUCACGGGGAGUUGGAUUUGGCAGAGGUAGUACGGGCCCGACUCCUUCAGUUAGAACCCAAACACAGCGGGGACUAUGUCUUGCUGUCCAACCUCUAUGCAUCGGAGCAUCGGUGGACCGAUGUGCAGAGAGUGAGGAGACAGAUGCUCAGCGAAGGAGUGAGGAAAUCUCCAGGACAUAGCCUUGUUGAGCUGGGGAAUCGCGUUCACGAGUUCACCAUGGGUGAUAGGUCCCACCCACAAAGUGAGGCGAUAUACGGGAAGCUCGCAGAGAUGGUGAGGCUAUUGAGAUUGGAGGGCUAUGUCCCUCACACGGCGAAUGUGCUGGCGGACAUAGAGGAGGAGGAGAAGGAAUACGCUGUGUCUUAUCACAGCGAGAAAAUUGCAGUCGCGUUUAUGCUCAUUAACACACCUCAGGGGACCCCCAUAAGGGUAGUGAAGAAUCUGAGGGUAUGUGGAGAUUGUCAUUUGGCGAUCAAGCUAGUGUCAAAGGUCUACAAUAGAGAGAUUGUGAUGAGGGAUCGGAGCCGGUUUCACCAUUUCAGGGACGGAAGCUGUUCAUGCAAGGACUACUGGUGAAUUUUAUUCAUCGGGCUCCUGCAAGCACACAACUUCCACCACCUUGACUCAUCUCAUUAGUCGAGCUUGCUUAUGACAGUGCUUAAGCUGAGUGUUUUUCCCGUCUUAGCUCGGUUUCUUUGGGACCGGUUAUAAGAAUCCUAGACAUCAAUGAGAGAAGUUAUCAAGCCAGCCGUGUAUGGAAGCUACAAGUGCAAAGCAUACAUGGAAGCUGCAACCAGCAUGGGCCUAAAAUCUAGGUCUCUGGGCCUUGUGAAGACGAUGUUGUGCCCCAAAAGCUCCGAGGUCUGCUCAGGAAUAUUCUCGGAAGGCUUUGAGAGAAGUUGGAAGUCAUUGCGCGAUGUGUUUCGUGAAGGCAAUUUCUGCACGGAUCGGCUUGCUAGGGUGAACCCACUUUUUCUCUUUAGGUAUUCAUGUUUUAAAAUGAUACUCGUAACCUUUUCAUGUAACAGAGACACAUGCACGGAAAGAUAUAACCAUGUAAGAGCAUUUUGCUGAAUAACCGUGCAAGAGAAUUAAAUGGGCAAAAGAGAGCGGAAUAACGUGUCGGAGUUUUAUUGUUA